Molecule: messenger RNA, 3028 nt
Organism: Eptesicus fuscus (big brown bat)
Lineage: Eukaryota; Metazoa; Chordata; Mammalia; Chiroptera; Vespertilionidae
Gene: THUMPD3
Product: THUMP domain containing 3
Exons: 10
Coding region: 643-2268 (541 amino acids)
Biological process (GO): tRNA methylation
Molecular function (GO): RNA binding; tRNA (guanine) methyltransferase activity
Source: RefSeq, a predicted model, not a curated record
GCGACCUUGGUCUUGAUACUUGGGGCAAUGCCGGGCCGGACUUCAGCCUGGUGUCAUUGUGGAGCCCUUCUCCCUGUCUCUUCUUGUCCUUUACCGCCUCUCGCGAUUCCUGUAACGAGGGCCCUGCGGGUGGGCGUCCGGAGACGCGGUUUCCAUUCCAGCCUGAGCCACUGGUUGGCCCUCUGACCUUGGACAGGAUAUGUCCUUUUACGGACUUGGAUCUCAUUUAUUUAUUUAAUCAAUCAGCUUUUUAAUUUUUUUUAAAUAGAUUUCAGAGAGAAAGGGAGAGGGAGGGAGAGAUAGAAACAUCCAUGACAGAGAAUCAUUGAUCAGCUGCCUCCUGCACGAUGGAUCGUGGAUCGAGCGGCAACCCGGACAAAUGUCGUGACCUCCUGGUUCAUUGGUUGGCGCUCAACCAGGCCGUGCUAGCCUCCUGUAGAAGCUGGAGCUCUUAUUCACAGUGAUUGUGAGCUCAUUAAGGGCAGGAAUUGACUUUUAUUAGUAUUAGAUACUGUCGCUUGACCGUGUACGGAACAAGGACAGUUUAGGUACUCGGUGCCUACUUCUAGGUUGCAAAACCUUAAAAAAUCUGGUGAGAGCUAUUGAUCUCCACUUCCCACCUCUCUAACCCCAGCCCCACCCAUGCUCAGGUACCGGGAAUUUGGUUUACUAUUUCAGAUAUUUCACAGAUCUCUCUUGAUGCCCAGUCAUGGAUUCCGGAGCCUGAAUCUUGGAAGCACUGCCAACAUGUCUGAUGUUCAAGAAGCCACUAACCAACUUUUGCAUGUGAACCUUCAUGAGAAGCAGAGGGGUAUACACGUGACAGAAAGUGUCCCCAGAAGUGAUUCCGAGCAUCUUCGAGUCACUAUUGGAGCCACUGUACCUACUGGUUUUGAGCAAGCAGCUGCAGAUGAAGUGAGAGAGAAAUUGAGGUCACCAUGCAAAAUCAGCAAAGAUCGGGGCAAGAUAUAUUUUGACAUUUCAGUGGAAAGUUUGGCUCAGGUUCAUCGUCUGAGAUCAGUUGAUAAUUUAUUUGUGGUUGUUCAGGAGCUUAAAGAUUUCCAGUUCAAAGAAACAAAGGAAAAAGUCCUAAAGGAUUUUGAAGAAUUGGCUGGGAAGCUUCCAUGGUCAGACCCUUUAAAAGUAUGGAAAAUUAACACCAGUUUCAAGAAGAAAAAAAUAAAGCGCAAAAAGUUAAAUCAGAAUUUAAGUAAAGAGAAGAUUGAUAAUGGACGAGACAAAAGAGAGGAGAGAGAUGUCAAAAAAGAGUUGUCUAAUAAUUCCUUAGAUUCACAUAUUUUAGACUACUAUGAAAAGCCAGCCAUCAAAGAAGAGAUAUCAACAUUAGUAGGUGAUGUUUUGGCAUCUUGCAAAAAUGAGACUGAUGAGAGCUUAAAAGAAGACACUGAUCCCGAAGUGCUCAAGUUUAGAGUCACAUGCAACAGGGCAGGAGAGAAACAUUGCUUUUCCUCAAAUGAGGCUGCAAGAGAUUUUGGGGGUGCUGUUCAAGAUUAUUUUAAGUGGAAGGCUGACAUGACCAACUUUGAUGUGGAGGUGCUUUUGAAUAUCCAUGAUAAUGAAGUCAUUGUGGGAAUCGCAUUGACAGAAGAGAGCCUCCACCGAAGAAAUAUCACACAUUUUGGACCUACAACUCUAAGAUCUACUCUUGCUUAUGGGAUGCUCAGGCUCUGUUCUCCUCAACCUUCUGAUAUAAUAGUUGAUCCGAUGUGUGGAACAGGGGCAAUACCAAUAGAGGGGGCUACUGAAUGGUCUAACUGCUUUCAUAUUGCUGGUGAUAAUAAUCCAUUGGCUGUGAAUAGAGCAGCAAAUAACAUUUCAUCUUUACUGACCAAGAGCCAAAUUAAAGAAGGCAAAUUGUCCUGGGGCUUGCCCAUAGAUGCUAUUCAGUGGGACAUCUGCAAUCUGCCAUUGAGAACUGGCUCUGUGGACAUUAUUGUAACAGACAUGCCUUUUGGAAAAAGGAUGGGCUCUAAGAAAAGAAACUGGAACCUUUACCCAGCUUGCCUAUGGGAGAUGAGCCGUAUCUGUAAACCAGGGACAGGCAGAGCUGCACUACUUACUCAGGACAAGAAAUGCUUUACCAAGGCAUUAUCUGGAAUGGAACAUGUAUGGCGCAAAGUGCACACUGUUUGGGUGAACAUAGGUGGUCUUCAUGCUGCAGUUUACCUUCUGAACCGUACACCUCAACCUUUUGUUCAUCCUUCAGGACAAGAUAAAGAGGAACUUCUAAGUGCAAAGAAUGAUUAAUAGUAUUUGUGCUUCCUGACACUAGAAAUGCCAGAAUUAUCUUGCUUUAAGAGAAAAAUAGUAUUUAGUAUUAACAGAAGUACAGUUUGCUGUUUAAGUUGGUCUAAAGCUCUUCACCCGGGUUAGCAGAUGUGAAUAUAACGUCAUGGAAUUGAAAGUCCUAUGAGAGAACAUUUCUUCCUUUGCAGCUGUUGUGAAGAGGUAGUUGGGCAAUUGGUACUUUUCCUAAAAUGCUCUUGAGAUUUGGGUUUAUAUUUUAUUUUCAGGCUUUGUACCAGUUCCUGUUGUCCAUUGUAGCCACCCUGGCCAAAUGGAAAAACAGAGAACAUAAUCAUAGCAUCUUAGGCAACAUAGAUACUGCCUAUGUACUUUUGCUAUUUAGUUGCUCAAGUUCUCUUUAUGUCAACCUUAAAAAAUGUAUUACAUUUUGUGAAAGUGUUUGCCCCACGAUGAGAUGAAAUCUCACAAGACCUAUAGAAAAGUUUACCAUCUGCCUUAAAAAUUAAAAUAUGCAUGUUGUUAUUCAGGUUAAUACAUAGAGGACUAGAAUUUAGCAAAGGAAUUACAAAGACACAUUCUUAUUUGUAAAUAGUAGCAAAUACACUAGAUGAAGAAUGGGACCAACAAGUCAAAUUUAAAGAUUUUAUUUUUCAGUACACAAGUGGUAUUGCUUUUCAAAGUCAAACAUAAACCUGUCAAAAUAUUUUUGGUUUCUUAAAAGGACAGACUGAUUUAUCUUUGAAUUAAAAACUUCACCUGA